AUGCACCAAGGCACAUAUCUAUAUGGCUUCUCUAGUUUCCAAUGUGAACUCUCCGGUGUCAUGAGAAUACGAAUAUUGGGCAGCGGCGUAGUCGCGGAUGUACAUGCAAUGCACAUCAGUGGGAGGAAAGGAGCAGGAAAUGCUUCUCUACCUUCUCUUUUCAGUGCUUCUCUCAAUUUCAGUGCAAGCCAAAGCUGUGUAAUGUUUGAGUUCUCAGUUGGGGACAUUAGCACCGAAAGAGCUGUUCUAGGUGGACAAAGACAUAGGCAGAAUUCGAGUGCAAACAACUCAAGAAUCUCUUAUGUGGAGGAAGAAACUGCCAUCAAGGGUUUCAACUUUAGGGAUGAUAAACCUAUGAACAAAAAGUGGAUUUAUAGGUCCAACUUAUCUGAUGCGACACUGUUCUUUAGAGUCAAGGCUUUAUGUCACACAAACAUACCUGUUGAGGAGGAUGAUCAAAUUCAUAAGCUAAAGUAUAAGGCAGAGUCACCAGAAGAAAGUUUGAUCUCUCCACUGCAAAGGAGGUUGAGAGGCAAGAAGUACAAACUUUUGAACCUUUUAGAGUUCUGUAGGGCUCGGGAGAGGAUGUCUGUUAUAUUAAGCAACGAAGACGGUCAAAUCUUUCUACUCUUCGAAGGUGCAGAUAACAUUAUCUUUGAUAGGCUUGCAGAAAAUGGAAGGACAUACCUGCUAAAAUAUGAAACCUAA
This is a messenger RNA of Prunus armeniaca (apricot), 708 nucleotides long. The record is from the annotation of a GenBank genome assembly. Lineage: Eukaryota; Viridiplantae; Streptophyta; Magnoliopsida; Rosales; Rosaceae.